Molecule: messenger RNA, 972 nt
Organism: Schistosoma bovis
Lineage: Eukaryota; Metazoa; Platyhelminthes; Trematoda; Strigeidida; Schistosomatidae
Source: the annotation of a GenBank genome assembly
GGUUAAUUGUCAUGGUAAUAUGAAUUAAAAUCCAACCAAAUUCAUUCAUUUUAAAAUUAUAAAUCGUAAUUUCAAAAUUGAUAUAAAAUCAUUCGAACAAUCUAAUGUAGUAUUUAUUUCACUUAUAACUUUCUUUCUAUAUUAGCUAUUACUCUAAUUAAUAAAUGACUGAAUUAGUUGGAACAUGGAAAUAUCUUGAAAGUUCCAAUGUGGAAGAAUUGUCUAGUGAAUUAGGUGAUUACAUAUAAAACAAUUUUUUUUAUUUUGCAAUUUUAAAAAAUAAUCAGGAACUCCUAAUGAUGUAUAUAAUAUUAUCAAUAAAAUGAAAUCAAAUAUGAUCAUAGAUUUGGAUGAUAACGAAGUACGUAUAAAAAUGAUAAUAUGUGAUCAAGAAUUGGAUCAAUCAUUUGAAUUGGGUCAAGAAGUUGAAGAAUUAACAUUUGAUGGACGAAUCGUUCGAGCUAUUGUGACCAUUGAAUCAGACAAGAAAAUGGUACAUGUACAAAAACAUGGCUUUACGGAAACUGUCAUUACACGUGAAGUUGAUGGCGACACACUGAUGACAACAAUAAAAUCUCAGCAGCAUGUAGCAACUAUCAAGUAUCAACGUGUUUGACGUGAUCAUUGGUAAAUGUCUCAUUGUUUAGUACUUUAAAUAAAUGAUGUUUAAAUAAAUAAACAUAUGAUGUUACACUACAGUUUACUUAUAUAGUACUUUAUUGGUUACAAUGAAAUUGUUAAUUUAUACCCUACAAUAACUACCCAAUGAAUAUAACUUUGAUAAUAGAAUCGUAAUUUUCUAAUUAAAAGUAAAAUAAAAUCAAUUCAUGAAAUAUUAUAUUGAUUUGUAUUGAUUUUCAAUAUGUUUGAUUAUGUUUGUAAAGAUGUGAUAUUGUAGUAAGCGGAAACAUAAGCAGAGAAUACAGAAACCCAUAGUAAAAUCUGAGAACCAUACAGUAAAUGCUUCAUUUG